AUGUUGACUGUCCCACCAAACUCGGGAAUUUAUUUCAUUAAGAAUUCUGUGUCCAUACCAUACACUUAUCUAAAGUCAAAAAAUUUUGAAAAAAUAUUGGUUCUUUCAAUACAAUAUUUUUUUUAUUCACAGGUUAUCAACUCAGGUUAUUGUGCAAGAGCCAAGAUUGAUGCAUGUCAGAGUAUGAUCAUCAUCCUUAAGGGACUUCCCAAUCUUCCAGAGUUACAGAGAACUGUGUUGUCCAAACCGGCUGCUCCAUUGGUCACAGAUCUGGCUGCUGCUGAUUCUUUGUGGAAUUGUGCAGCAUUGGAGUGUUUAUAUGAAUACUUAAAGGUGUCUCCUGGACAGUGCUUACCUCACAAGACUGUGCUUGAGGAGCAUAUUCUUGGGUACUUAGACAAUCCUUUAACAAGAGUGGGACAAAGUGAUGCAGUAUCCAGGGCAGGAAAAGUGUUUGCUGCAUUGCCAUUACCAGGAAUGGGAGGCAGCGGGGCCCAGGGCCGGGCUGAGGCCAGAGGAAGGCAGCUUACCCAGCUCUUGGCUGUUGCCCAUAGUCUCAUGGACUAUCUAUUUGAUGGCAUUGUAGAAAGAGAGUCAUACAGGCACACAAGAGAGUACACUAUACAUUUGGCACCUCUUGAAUCCCUAGGAGAAAUCAGCACAGAUCCCCUCCAGACUCGCUUGGCUGCGGUGACACGACUUGUAAAUUCCUUGAAGUUUAUAGCUGAAAUGAUUACUGCAGAUGUCAAUGAAUCUGUGACAAUUGCUCCUCAUGACCUGUUAGGUGUAAUUUUUAGGUUGUUGCAGGCAGACAUUCGAACUCUGUCCAAGUAUCUGAGUCAAGAGCACAAGAUGUUAACCUUCCUAAUGCCAUCUCUUCACCAACACUGCCUUCUCUUACUAAGAGAUGUCUUGUUAAGUAUUGGUGAAAGUGUUGACAUGUACUUUGGAGUGAUUGCCAAUCUUCUGCUCUCAACCAUAAAAACAACGACAAUAGAUAACCAGCCAGAAUGGUGUACAAGUGGUCAACAGACGAGAAUCAUUGCAUACUCUGUUAUGUCUACUGUUGUAGAAGUGUCUUGUGGCAGGCACCAACCAAACCCUUAUUUGGUCACCCUAAUUCUUGACGAUGUGAUCCCUAAGGCCCAACGAGUUACAUUACAGAACAAACAGAAUAAGGGACUGGCUUCCCUAUCUCUCUCAAAAAAAAAGAGCAAGAAAAAGGGAUAUUCCGUAACUGUUGCAGACUGUGGAAGCAACACAAAUCCUCUGCCGUACCUCGAAUGCUUUUCCCGUGUAGCUAGAGUUGCACUGAGUCUAAUUGAAGCUUUAUUCACUUAUGCUACUCAUUCUAUGACACAAAAAAUUCAACAAUUACUUCAGACAAGUGUGAUGUCUGUUGCUGCAGCUGUGACAGGUGUUACUACAAUACCCAUUACAUAUAAGGAUGGGAAAACUCGAGCACAGCUGUAUAAAACACUGGGCAGUAUAGCAACUCAUCCACACCCAGGAUGUCCACCAUCUUAUACCAUGAUCGUACACCUCCUUCAGAAGGGACAUCAAGACUCAGAUACUCUGGUAGCGUCAACUUGCCAAGCAGCACUAGGGAGUGUGAGCUUCAUAAUGGCUAACCCAAAGAUAUGUUCAUUGAUGCACACCAUGAAAGGCCCCUCACACCACAACACUGGGGAAGAGGAUGAAGAAGAAAAUUUAAUACAGGAAGAUGAAAACAUUAUAUCACCUGAGGAAAAGAAAGGAAAGGAUAGGGUGUCAGAGGACCAAACAGAAGAGGAGGAAGAUAAAGUAGAAGAGGAGAUAGAAGACAUAAACAAAGAUGAUAUGGUAGAAGAGGAGGAUGCAGCAGAAAAUGGUGAAGAAAUUGAAAAGAUACUUGAAGAGGAGAAGGAAGACACAGACAAAGAAGAUAUGGUAGAAGAGACAGAAGCAGCAGAAGACAUGGUAGAUGAGCAAGUAGCAUUAGAAAAGGAUAUGGCUGGAUCUAUUAACAAAACGCACAAUGGAGAUGAGGGUAGUCAAGAUUCAGCUCCUACAGAUGAGAGAACUAUUGCACAACACUUGCCAUCACGUAAGAAGCCCAAGAUGAGUCACAAUGAGGAGCCCGUUAUUGGUCCCACUCUCGAUGAAAUGUUGGCAGAUUUUGUAGAUUGUGGCCCAGAUGAUUAAAUCUUAAAAAAUUAUAGCAGUAAGGGAUUAAAAAACUUUUUAAGAAA
Cherax quadricarinatus is the source of this 2231-nucleotide messenger RNA. NCBI's taxonomy places the organism in Eukaryota, Metazoa, Arthropoda, Malacostraca, Decapoda, Parastacidae. The record is from RefSeq and is a predicted model, not a curated record.